AUGUUAGCCUCUGGGGUUUCUCAGCAGUUUCAACAUGGAGUUGAUGAGGAAAUGAUAAAUAUCAUUACCAGUAUCAUCAUAAUACUGACAGGUUAUCCUCCAGUAAAUGCAGAGCACGUGUACAACUUGCUGCAGUAUAUCUAUACUUUUCCUCACCCCUACCGCACAAUAAGAGAGCAUACAGGAGGUACUCUUCCAAUCCCUCUAACAGUCGCAGCAAGUCUUCCAGGUUGGGAAAACGUUGCUCCUCAGCAAAUGAAUUUUAUGCAUGCCGUUUUCAAUCACAUCCUUGAACAGGAUCAAAAGUUGGUCCGCGAUCUAUUCUAUAGACAACUCGGUCGUGCUCCCACAGUGCAAGAAUUCGCCCAGUUCCUUUUGAACUUCGAAGGUAAUGAGCUGGUUGAGUCCCCUCGCAAGACUCUAGGACAGACAUUUUUCGAAAAUCAGGUGCUAAGAGUCACUCUAGAACGUCAACGAAGGGAUUUGGGAUGGUUGAGAGAAAUAAACAGGUUCUUAGCCAACAUAAUACAACUUUUAGGAGAUUCAAACACUCGGACUAUGAGAAGAGUUAAUGAGCUUGAGACACGAUAUAGAGACGUACGGAAUAUUUCAGAUGAAGUUCAGCAACAGAAUGCUAUGCUGCAGCUUGAUCAUAAUUCAAUGCAGAGAGAACUUAUCAGAUGUCAUGUUGAGCUGGAGGAUGAAAGAAAGGAUAAGCAAAUGUACCAACUUAGAUGGGAAGAGUUAAAGACGGUCGAAGAACAGAUACAGGCGGAAAAACAACAGUUACUGACAGACAAGCAACAGUUACUGACAGACAAACAACAGUUACUGACAGACAAUCAACAGUUAAUGACAGACAAUCAACAGUUACUGACAGAAAAACAACGGUUACUGACAGACAAUCAUCAGUUACUGACUGACAAACAACAGUUACUGACAGACAGACACCAUUUACUGACAGACAAUCAACAGUUACUGACAGACAAUCAACAAAUACUGACGUACGAGCAGGCGGUUCAAACCACCGAUUUCUCAUUAUUUCUUCUUCUUCUUUUGCUGCUUCUUGCCUUUCUUUUUAUCCUUCUUUUUAAAUUUUGAAACAAGAUAUUGCGUGAACCGUUAUUCUGAGACACUUUUAAGACGAUCGUUGAAUUUAAGAUGACAAUUUAAAAGACGUUUUUCCAUAUGCCAAUAAGUUGCCUUCGCGGAACUACAGUGGAUAAUAUAUCUGAGAAGCUUUACAUAAUUUGAUUAAGCCAACAGAGUCCAAGUACCGGUGCUUGUUUAUACAUUGCUAUUUAUUUGUUAUCAAUAUUCGUUUGUUUUAGAAUAUCAUCAUUUUAACCCGAUGUUAUACAUAUGAAUAAUGAUAUGCUAUCCCUAAAAAUGGACCAUUCAAUUUGCAUGUAUAUAUUAAAAAUUAUUAUUUUUAAUUUUGAAGAAUAAGCCGACGUGUAGUAAUACUCAUGUUGUCUUAGAUUUUGCAUCUUUAUUCAUUGUUUAAAGUGCAUAAUCUGUUGUACUCGCAUAUAAUGCAUUGCCCUGUAUGUUUAUUGUUAUUUUUUUCCUGGUUUGGAAUAAUUGGGUAGAAUUGCAUAAUUUCAUUGUGACCAAUUAAGAGGGUUCGAUAGUAGUGACCAUUUUAGACUAUAUUGAUCUUCUUUAGAAGAAGAGAUGUAUAUAAAAAUAUAUAUAAAAAUACAUAAGAGAACCCAAAUUCAAAUGGUUAAAAUAUAUACAGGUUUCCUUUACUAAAAAAAUAUUUGUAGUGAAACAAAUCAUAUCUGAAAAUCUUAAGCAGAUCUGACGGUGAAUUUGUUGACCCUCCAGCCUCCUUAACACGGCGAUAUGAGAUGUACAUAACCUGUUCAUCGGAAUACUUUGACCUGGUAAAAGGUCUUCGACUUUCAGAGGGAGUGUAGGGAUAGCGACGCUGGUGGAGACAUGUGGUGAACAAUACUUUUACGAAUAGUUUUCAACUUGAAUGUUUUUAUACUUUUUUUUAAAUUCCCCGCAUCUACUGUUGUCGUCAUCUGUUCCUUUAUUUUCAUUUUGCAUAUUUGUUUAAACCAUGUUUAUGCUGGACAAAGGACGAUAGAAAUUCAAUAUUUGGCAUCAUAUUUUGAAAAAAAAAGUAAAAUCUAUUUUUAAGGUAAUAACUACUUGUUUCAUCAUCACUCCAUCUUUAUAAAAAUGCCUAAAUUAAGAUUUUGUAUCAUUUGGGCAUAAAAAUAUUUUUUGUUUAAAAUUUUUUGGAAAAAGACUUUAAUUUAUAUUCAUUAUAAAGCUAUCCAUCUUAUGAAUGAUCUUAUAUCAUAGAUUUUUGUACAUCUACCUUAAUCUAGAUCUGAAUGUUGAGCGAGAAUAAACUUUAAAUGCAUGAUGAGUGUUUAUAAAACGUUUCACUGAUAUUUAAAAACUCUAGAUUGAAACACGUAAAAAAUUGCUGAAGAUGUUUUUGCGUUAAAAAUCGUCAAAAUAUUUAUUUGGGUUUUUAUGUUUUCUAUGUAA
Magallana angulata is the source of this 2514-nucleotide messenger RNA. RefSeq names its product putative leucine-rich repeat-containing protein DDB_G0290503. Bases 1 to 1101 code for a protein of 366 amino acids. The transcript is spliced from 5 exons. NCBI's taxonomy places the organism in Eukaryota, Metazoa, Mollusca, Bivalvia, Ostreida, Ostreidae. The record is from RefSeq and is a predicted model, not a curated record.